AUGGAGACGAAUAAACAUCUGUUAAAAUUAAGGGAGUGGAAAGAACUUAUGGAUCUGAUCCAUCCCCCAACCGCGUACAUAGAGAGAAUGCCUGAGUUUAGGAAAAAGCAACCGGAGGAAAGUGAACCGAGGUCGUCCCGAUCAAGACUGUGGAGAACCAAGAAAAUCAUAGACUACACUAAUCCAGAUCCAGAAAAUAUUCUGAUUCGCACUCCUCCACCGAAGCCAGAUCCUCCCAAAUCUUCCAAACCACCACGCACUGGAGGUAAGAAAUCGAAGAAAACCCGACCACCACCACCGCCACCGGUGGAAGAUCAGCCCGUGGAGCGAAGAAUCAGCUUUAUCGAGAGUCUGCCGAAUAUCACGUGGAAUUUUAACAAAGGUGAACCCGACCCACCCGAAGCUCCCAAGUGGAUGGAACCCUUCGAUACGACCGGUUUCUUCGAGGCACGGUACGAUCUGCUGCCCAUGGAAUUGAUUCUGAUCAUUUUCAAACAAAUCACCACCAGCGAUCGGAUUUCCGCUGGUGAAACAUGCCGACGAUGGAACGAGGCCUCGCAUUACUACGAACCAUUUCUGGACCAGACCUACUAUCACUUCGAUAAGGCAGAAUUUGGCGAUAACAUCGCUCCGUUCAAGUACUUCAGCAAAGGUUUCCGGUAUUACCCCAGGUUGGUGUUCACUCAAGUCGAAUUCAACAAGCACAGCGAUUUCUGGGAAAUGCACGGCCUUUGGAUUACGGAACUAACCCUACGGUCAUGCAUUAUUCGAAAGAAAAAAUUCAUAUCGAUCAUGCGAAACCUGCUGAACCUGCGCAGCCUGGAACUGAUGCAGUGCGAUGAACUGUUCAAAAACUGGAGCAUCGAGUACAACACCCAAGAGCCGAUGUUCCCGUUUUUCAUGUUCUGUCUCAAGCAUCUUUCCCUAUCCGGGUGCGACUACUUCAACGAGUUCCACUUUGAACGUUUCAUCACGAUGGCUCCAAAUCUCCAAUCGAUUGACGUUUCCAAUUGCUUCAUAAACCUGUACCUCUCCAAGCGAAUCACCAUGCUCGAUCGAGUCAUGAAACUGAUCAGUCGAAAUCGCUACCUGAUGAAAAACUUGAACCUUGCCGAUACACCAUGUGUAGAUGACUUCACGUGGCACUGUCUGUGCGACAUCGACGAUCUCCGUCUAUCCCACUUCACCAUUGCCUACAGUGACCGAGUACCGCUCAAAGAACCCGGAAUCAUUCGUUUCUUCACUCUUCAAACCGAGCUCACCCAUUUGGAUCUAACAUCCUCGAUCGGUCUCAACGACGAGUGUAUGCAGAUUAUCAUCACCAGCUGUUUGCUACUUCACACGCUCAAAAUCCGUCGCUGUUGGCUGCUGAGUGACGAAGGAGUUAUCGAUAUGCACACCCUUCAACACCUCCGAGUACUGGACAUCUCCAGCUGUGAGCGAAUCAGUGACUACGGUAUCAUGACCGGAAUCGUCGGCAAACGGAACAGAGAGAUGCACGAAAUCCAUCUCUCCCUGCUUAACAACCUAUCGGACACGACCCUGUACUACAUGGUGGUCACCUUCAAAAAUCUGCAGAUUUUGAACCUGGACAGCUCGGCCAACGCCGUCACGGACGAAUGCAUCCAGUACAUCGUAUGUUACCUGCAUAACCUGCGGCACCUGAACGUCAUCGCUUGCACCAAGGAAUCGAUCGAGUUGUGCAUCGGUUUGACGCAAAUAUUUGCGCUACCUGGUGACGUGCAUUGA
Ochlerotatus camptorhynchus is the source of this 1749-nucleotide messenger RNA. RefSeq lists its product as uncharacterized. Gene Ontology annotation, biological process: SCF-dependent proteasomal ubiquitin-dependent protein catabolic process. The coding region runs from base 1 to 1749 and encodes 582 amino acids. The transcript has 2 exons. Lineage: Eukaryota; Metazoa; Arthropoda; Insecta; Diptera; Culicidae. Gene Ontology annotation, molecular function: protein binding. The record is from RefSeq and is a predicted model, not a curated record. Gene Ontology annotation, cellular component: SCF ubiquitin ligase complex.